AUGGAAAUUGCACAUAGGAGAAAUCCUGGAUACCUUCCAUGGAGUUGGUCACUUACAAAGAAGAAAAAAUACACAUUUAUGGAAUUAGUUGAAGGACAUGCCACAACAAAAGAGCAAAUUCACUUUGCAAGGAAGAAAGAAAUACCAAAAAGAGGUUGGUUUUCAGGUCAAUACGGUUUUAUGAUAUUACGAGCUGACCAUGCAUGCUUCUGGAUGGAUCAUUGGAUUGGUAUAAACAACCACAAAUGGUUUGUUCUUGCUCUUAUCAAUGGCACAAUAUUUCAGUUAUUUGGUUGGCUCGUAGCUGUAUACAUUCUAUUUUUCAUAGGAUUUCCUUAUAAGUGGUAUAUCGUAUUAACAAUGAUUGGAAUUGAAGGUUUCUUUUCAGUUGUUGGUUGUGGGCAAACUUUUAUUCAAAUAUAUAAUCUCUUCACAAAUACAACAGUUAUUGAACGUUUGAACAAAUGGAAGAAGAAGUUCUACCAUGGUCCAUGCUCUGGAUGGACAGAAGUUUGUGGACCCUUGAAAUAUUUGCCAACCUGGUUCAUACCAUUCAGAUUUGGUGAAAUUCCUGAUGGAUUUGGUUUCCAAGAAUCAGACAGAUGGGCUCCUCCAAGGCAGAAAGGAACUGAAGAAGAAACAAAACCAUUAUUAUAA
This is a messenger RNA of Trichomonas vaginalis G3, 657 nucleotides long. Its product is annotated as cysteine S-palmitoyltransferase protein. The coding region runs from base 1 to 657 and encodes 218 amino acids. Gene Ontology annotation, cellular component: Golgi apparatus; endoplasmic reticulum. NCBI's taxonomy places the organism in Eukaryota, Parabasalia, Trichomonadida, Trichomonadidae. Gene Ontology annotation, biological process: protein targeting to membrane; peptidyl-L-cysteine S-palmitoylation. Gene Ontology annotation, molecular function: protein-cysteine S-palmitoyltransferase activity. The transcript has a single exon. The record is from RefSeq and is a predicted model, not a curated record.